Molecule: messenger RNA, 753 nt
Organism: Benincasa hispida (wax gourd)
Lineage: Eukaryota; Viridiplantae; Streptophyta; Magnoliopsida; Cucurbitales; Cucurbitaceae
Source: RefSeq, a predicted model, not a curated record
AUGGGCAAUCAUCAAAAAGCAAAAAGUAGGGUUAUUGGACACUUAAUCAAAUCCAAAUACGAACAAGUUGGUCAAACAUACCUCCCGAGGGAUAUAAUUGAAGAUGCCCGAGGAGAUUUUGGAGUGAAUAUAAGUUACGAACGGGUUUAUCGUGCUAGAGAAUAUAGAUUGGUGUUCGCACGAGGGUCACAGAAAGGAUCAUAUAUUAUUGUUAAGGCAUAUGACGAGAUAUUUAAACUUGCAAACCCGGGUGUAAUCUUUGAGGUUGAAGUAGAGGAUGAACAAUACUUUAAGUACGUGUUCAUAGCAUUUGGUCUGUGUAUUAGGGGUUUCUUGAACUGCAUCUGCCUAGUAGCCGUUGUUGAUGAGACCCACUUGUAUGAGAAAUACAAAGGUAUGUUGUUAAUAGCAACGUGUAUUGAUGGCAAUAACAAUAUAUAUCCUAUUGCCUUCAAUAUUGUAGUUUAUAUGAACGAUGCAUCAUGGACUUGGUUCAUGACUCAUUUGAAGGCUUCAGUAAGAGACAUUCUAAAUUUAGUGAUUAUAUCAUAUCAUCACAUCUCAAUUGAAAAGGUUGUCUCCAAUAUAUUCUCUAAUGCAUUUCAUGCCCUAUGUAUAUACCAUAUUCAGAAUAAUUUGAUGGAUAGAUUUAAGAAUAAGGACAUAAUCCCACACUUCUACCUAGCAGCCAAAGCUUAUAAAAUGUCUGAGUUUCAGAUGUCUUGGGCUAAACUCUAUCAAUAUCCCGGGUGA